Molecule: messenger RNA, 1266 nt
Organism: Capronia coronata CBS 617.96
Lineage: Eukaryota; Fungi; Ascomycota; Eurotiomycetes; Chaetothyriales; Herpotrichiellaceae
Product: DnaJ like subfamily A member 2
Exons: 1
Coding region: 1-1266 (421 amino acids)
Biological process (GO): response to heat; protein refolding
Cellular component (GO): cytoplasm
Molecular function (GO): Hsp70 protein binding; ATP binding
Source: RefSeq, a predicted model, not a curated record
AUGAACGGCGAACAACACAGCUCUGAUAACAACGACGUUGAUCUCUACGAGAUCCUCGGCGUCCCACGAGAUGCCUCCCAGGCCGACAUAAGAAAAGCCUACCGCAAGGCCGCCCUCGCCAAUCAUCCUGACAAAGUCCCGGAAGACCAAAAGGAAGAAGCUGAAGCUCGCUUCAAGGCUGCGAGCCAGGCCUACGAAAUCCUGUACGAUGACGAAAAGAGGCAGCUCUACGACAGACAUGGCAUGGCCGCAUUUGACAGCUCAAGAGGAGGUCCCGGCGGCAUGGGUGCAGAAGUCAACAUGGAAGACAUCUUGAACAUGUUCGGCAUGGGCGGAGGCAUGCCCGGCAUGGGAGGGGCACGCAAGAUGCGACGGAGUCCCGAUGAAAACCAGAAAUACGAGGUGACUUUGGAAGACCUGUACAAGGGCAAGACAGUGAAAUUCUCCAGCACAAAGAACGUCAUCUGCUCCAAGUGCAAUGGCAGCGGUGGUGUCGAGAAGGCCCAACCGAAGGAAUGUUCAACCUGCAAGGGUAAAGGUGUCAGGCAAAUCCUCAGCCAGGUUGGUCCGGGAAUGUUAACUCAACGGAUGGUCGAGUGCGGUGCCUGUGAAGGAACCGGCCAGGUCUGGAAUCCCAAGGACAAAUGCAAGAAAUGCAAGGGUAAGCGGGUCACGGAAGAACGAAAACAACUCGAACUCUACAUUCCUCGUGGCGCCCGGGAAGGAGACCAGAUCAAACUCGAGGGCGAGGCAGACCAGGUCCCGGGCGCGGAGCAGACGGGAGACAUCAUCUUCCAUCUCGUUGAACUUCCGCACGAAACCUUCCAACGCAGCGGCAACGAUCUCACCGCGAAACUCCCCAUCACUCUGGGCGAGGCUUUGACCGGCUUCCAUCGUGUCGUCCUCAAGCAUCUUGAUGGGCGGGGCAUCGAACUCAACCAUCCUCAAACACCCGGUCAGAUCCUUCGACCGGGUGAAGUCCUUAAGGUCCGCGGUGAAGGUAUGCCUUUGAAGAAGAGCGACGCCAAAGGCGAUCUCUAUCUACUCGUCGAAAUCGAGUUCCCCCAGGACGGAUACUUCUCCGACCCGGCGGCCUUGGAGGCUCUGCAGAGACUGCUUCCACCACCACCUCCACCGAUCGAGGCCGAGGAGGCUGAUGAAGUCCCCUUCGAGGUUGCUGAUAUUGAGGAGAUCGGCGGUCACGAGGGCCAUGAUGGUUGGGAAGACGACGAUGGUCCUCAACAGGCUCAAUGCCAGACCCAGUAA